This is a messenger RNA of Cyclopterus lumpus (lumpfish), 2137 nucleotides long. Its product is annotated as leucine-rich repeat-containing protein 27-like. Lineage: Eukaryota; Metazoa; Chordata; Actinopteri; Perciformes; Cyclopteridae. The coding region runs from base 440 to 1771 and encodes 443 amino acids. Gene Ontology annotation, molecular function: protein binding. The record is from RefSeq and is a predicted model, not a curated record. The transcript has 11 exons.
GAACCUGGAGGCGGGGUUAAAGGAAACACUCGUGCGCAUGCUCGGUGGACCUAUGCAUGCAGAAGAGAUCUGGGAACAUCGUCCGUAACUUCUGAUUUGUAUACUCUGAAGUCGAACUUUUUUUUGCUUCACAAUGAGAAACGUUCAUAGGGACGAACGGGGUCCCGCCUCCAACCUCUAACCACAGAGCACUUGGGCGGCUGUCGUUUGUGGUGACAUCGUUCCCAUAGUAACCAAGUCACACUCGUGAGGCGGUGUUUCCAAGCUAGUGCUGCACUUUCCGACCGUAUUUCAUAUUUAUUUUGGCGUUUGACAGAGUUUUGUAUGUGAAGAAGACACCGAGUCGCGUCCAUAGCCCACGAGUAUGUUUAUUCAAAUUCCAGAUUCUCAUUUUCAGACUCCGGUCGCAAAAACGCCCACGCAGAGAGACAACUGAGCAAUGGACACUAGACAUCUAGGCAUCACCUCGACGGUGUCCUCCCCGGAAGAGAAGGAGGAGGAGGUUCCUGACCUGCAGCUACGCUUUGUCUUUGGGAACAGCGUUGUCAAACCACAGUACCACCACCGCCUUCUGCUGGAGGAUGCUGAGCAACAGGAGCUCCCUAAGUGUUACUCAAAAGAAACGUUAUAUCUGAGCAGAACUCAGCUGAAGCAUGUUCCAGAAAGUAUUUUGAAAACCAGCCCGCUAAAGUAUUUAUAUCUUGAAGGCAACCAGAUAUCCAGUAUCCCAGAGUCAAUGUUCAUAACCUUGCCAAACCUUCUGUGGCUGGACCUCAGGAAUAACCAAAUUACAUCCCUCCCUGACAAAAUUGGCUUGCACAGGUCUCUAAAAACGCUGGUUCUGGAAGGAAACCCCAUCUCAGAACUUCCACCAGAGUUGGGGAAUGUGAUCACCCUUAAAGGCCUGAACCUGAGGAACUGCCCCAUCCGUUUCCCUCCGCAACACAUUAAAAGCCAGGGGCUCCGUAGUAUCCUCAAGUACUUGAGGAGCGCCAUGGCUAUGCGGACGGUUAGCGCUAGGAAGAGCCCUUCAGAACUGCCACUGGUGGAGAAGCUCCAGCUGUCAGAGCUGAUGGGGUCCAGCGUGGAGCAGUCGGUGGACAAGGACGAGCUGCGGAGGUUCAGGGACCUCAGACACAAGUUGAUUCUACUGGACAAGGUGGAGUUGGGCCCGUUGCCGCGGGCAGAUAAAGACUCAAAGUCACGCCUUCUUCCCGCCAUAAAACGAAAAAAUGCAACCACCAAGCCCAGCAUGAUUCCCCAGCUCCCCCUGUUUGACACUCGGCACUGGAAGAGGCUAGAAGUAAGGAGACCAGCUGCAAUGAAUGAUCUGACAGAGAAACAGGCUAUUCUGGGGGAGAGAAGAAAGAGCCAAGAGGCUCUUCGGAAGUGGCGUACACAAGCCAAGAUCACCCAUGAAAAGAAAACGCACGGGCGGAAGAAGCAUGCAGAACAAAGAAACCAAGAGGAAGCAGAAACGGAUACAACACCUGGUGUGGGUCAGGCCUUGUCCAUCCCAGAGUGUGAGGAGAACAGAUCAGCCCGCGAGCUGGAGCGGCGGAUCCGCGAACGUGUAGACGAGAUGCAGGAGAGACGCAGGAAUCCCAGAGGCACCACCACCGAGCAGAUGGCAGCGGCAGAGAUAGACAUGGAGGAGAUGAGGCAGUUGCAGGCUCGGCUCCUGGAGAGGAAGAGGAAUCGGGGAGGAGAUGGUGAAAAUCGCUUCACUAUCUUUACUGGAGACACCUGGCCGAGUUUCAUUGACAAGUAGCGGGGAUUUGAGUUUUGUGGUAUUGAAUUCAACAUGAAGACAAAUAACUUUAUGAAUGACCAUUGCAAUGCUCAUAUCAUUAAAAAAUAUAUAAAGAUCUCAUGAUGUUACUGGACAAGUGACUGUUUUGAAAUGUUCUUAUGCAAGCCACCCUCUCCAUUAUACAAACGUGUCAUGUGUCCAAUUUACCUUAGCUCAUUAUUAUCCGGUGCCUUAAAAUAUGUACACAGUAGGUAUGGUACCAUCACCUCUCUAUGGUGUGAAAUGAAACUGUUUACUUGAUAAAUGACUCACAAGACUUAUUUGCAUACACAAGACUCAUAUUCUCUGCGUCAAUUAUCUGAAAUGCCACCCCACAAUGCUAAU